This is a messenger RNA of Cynara cardunculus var. scolymus (artichoke), 1551 nucleotides long. RefSeq names its product COBRA-like protein 7. The transcript is spliced from 2 exons. The record is from RefSeq and is a predicted model, not a curated record. Gene Ontology annotation, cellular component: membrane. Gene Ontology annotation, biological process: cellulose microfibril organization. NCBI's taxonomy places the organism in Eukaryota, Viridiplantae, Streptophyta, Magnoliopsida, Asterales, Asteraceae. The coding region runs from base 16 to 1551 and encodes 511 amino acids.
GGUGAUUUCAACCAAAUGCAGGCUCGGAUCCAAUUGGUAGGCACCCAGUUUGGUUCUGCGCCCCCGAAUAUUCCGUUGCCGUCGACUAUGUAUCUCGUCAAUGAUGGCUUCUUGUGUUCUGAUCCUUCAACUCCAGCAAACAACGAGACACAUGUGUGUUGUGAAAAAGACCCGAAUGCAACCCCGAGCACAACGGUAGAAGAACCAUUCGAGGUCCGACAAGAGGGCGAUGUCAUCAUAAUGUACGACGUAAUCAGUUCACAAGAAACAGAAUACAUGGCACAAGUGACCGUCUCGAAUCACAAUCCCCUCAGCCGUCUUGAUUAUUGGCAGCUGAGUUGGGAUUGGAUGCGAGAUGAAUUCAUCUACGCAAUGAAAGGCGCAUAUCCGUCUCUUAUAGAUACAAAUGCUUGUAUAUUUGGUCGGCAAGGGGAGUUCUACAAAGAACUCGACUUUUCAAAAGCUUUGAACUGCGAGCGACGACCGACCAUUGUCGACCUACCGGUUGAUAAGACGAACGAUACGCAGUUAGGAUUGGUUCCUUUCUGUUGUCGUAACGGGACUCUCUUACCACCUUCGAUGGACCCGAGCAAGUCCCGUUCGGCUUUCAUGAUGCAGGUUUUCAAGAUGCCACCGGAUCUAAACCGGACUCAGCUCACCCCGCCUCAAAACUGGAGGAUCAAUGGCACAAUGAACCCUGACUACCAAUGUGGGCAGCCGGUUCGUGUUAGCCCAACUCUUUUCCCGAACCCAAGUGGGCUCACCUCCGACUCAACCGCGGUUGCUAGUUGGCAAGUGGUUUGCAAUAUAACACGGUCCAUACCCGAUACGCCCAAAUGUUGUGUCUCAUUUUCGGCAUUUUUUAACGAGUCUGUAGUUCCCUGCACCACUUGUGCCUGCGGGUGUGACACUGAGGAUACGUGCAGUAUGACUACGCCGGCCCUUCUUCUCCCGACGGAUGCACUUCUAGUGCCAUUUGAGAAUCGAACCGAUAAGGCGGCUAAAUUUGCGAAGGACAAUGAUCGGACGUUACCUGCUCUGAUGCCAUGCCCGGAUAACUGUGGUGUCAGCAUUAACUGGCACUUACUAUCCGAUUUCAAAGACGGAUGGACGGCAAGAAUGACCAUUUUCAACUGGGGCGAAACUAGUUUUGCCGAUUGGUUCGCCGUCAUGGAGUUAGGCAAAUCAAUGGGGGGAUUUGAAGACGUGUACUCGUUCAACGGUAGUCGGCUUUUGGGUUCUAGUAACACAAUUUUCGUACAAGGUCUCCCGGGUUUGAAUUAUAUUGUUGCUGAGAAAGACGGGAAGAAUCCAAAGAAGGAUCCACGGCUUCCGGGUACACAGCAAUCGGUCAUAUCUUUCACAAAGAAGAACAUACCGGGGCUCAAUGUGGCUCGAGGAGAUGGGUUUCCGAACAAGAUCUAUUUCAAUGGUGAAGAAUGCUCGGUUCCUUCGGUUCUUCCGAUCACUAACCAUGGUCCGCGAAUGGCAGUCACCUUCGGCUCGGGUCUAGUUACCCUCAUCCUGUUGUUUCUAGGAUAUCUGCUCUAA